AUGUACCUCACCAGCAGCCAGCAGCCACAGAGCGGGCCACCUGGGUGCGGCAAGUCGACGCUCCUCCGGGUUCUGGCGCAGGAGCUGGGGUUCAACCUGGUGGAGCUGCAGCCUGCAGCAGCGAGCGGCAGCUGGGAGGAGCGAGCCACGGCAGCCCCCGGCGAGUCCUAUCAGUCAAGGCUUUCGGCCUUUGAGGAGAGCUUGCUCCGCAUUCGCAUGCCGGUGCUCUCCCUGUCCUCAGUGGGCGGCCCCGGUCCUCCCCGCGGCCAGCCCUCAGAGCGGCCAGGCUCACGCCUGACUGUGGUCGCCGACCUGCCUCUGACCCCAGACCCCGGCCAGGCCCGGAGGUUGGUGCAGGCACUCGUGAGCUGUGCCCGCCAUGCCUCCCAGCCUCUGGUCAUCUGCGGGACAGAGGUCUCUGGGCGGUCACAGAAGGGACCCGGCGCCGCCUCAGAGAAGACCGGUCUGCCCAGGGCAUUAUCAGUCGAGCUUGCCACCGCGGGCGUUCCCUCCCUGUCCCUCAAUCCCAUCACGGCAGCCAACUGCCUCAAGGUCCUGCGCCAGGUGUUGCAGCGGCAGGGGUCAAGCCUCGCCGAGGAGCAGGGGCCCCUCAACAUUGCCCCCACCAACUCGCAGCUGCGCAGCGUCGCGGAGUCGUGCGGCGGCGAUCUCAGCAACGCGCUGGCCACGCUGCGCUUCUGCAUGCUGGGCGCGUCGUGCUGCCCCCCCGCACGGCGCCGGCCCCCGCCCAGCUCAAGAGGAAGCGGGGGUCGAGGGGCGCCGCCAUCCGCGCCGCGGCGGUGGCGGCCCCGCCACCCGGUCCGCAGCCGAGUGCGCUGGGCGCGGCGCGCGACGCCUCGCUGGGCACCUUUCACGCGCUGGGCAAGGUCCUGUACAACCGGCGGGACGCUGCAGGGGAGGAGGGGGAGCGGGGGCCCCUGGCAUUCGACCCGGAGGGCAUCCUGGCGACCUGCGACCUCGACGCAGGCGAGCCGAGCUGCUGGUUGGGAUGCAUUCCAGGACGAGGGGCUGUCGAGGUCUUUCUUGAGCUCUGGAUGUUGCUGGCGGUCGUACAGCUCUUGCCGCGGCACAGAGGGCAGCUGCCCGCGUACCUCGGUCAGCGAGCCCUCCUGCCAAGCCUGGCGGCGUCAAAGACCAGGGUGCUCCCAGACGAUCGCUUACCUCCCACCACCACCAAACAAUGCAUCCCCUCCUCUCACACCUUCAGGCCGCGUGAGCCUGUUCCUGCACGAGAACCUGCUGGAGUUUGCAGCUGCGGAUGCGAUGGAGGACGUCGCAGCCAGCCUGUUGUACCUCUCCGACUCGGACGUCCUGGGCACCCUGCGCCUCCGGGGCCCGGCAGGCCGUGGGGCCAUGGACGAGGAUGCGCUGCCAGACGGGGGACUGGCCCCAUCCGCGGCAUCCUCCGUGGCGGGGCAGCUGUACGCCCAGGAGCAGGCGGCACCUGCGACGUCUGUGGAGGCGGAGUCGGAAGGUGACGAGGACGCCAUCGAGGACGCGGGGUGA
Messenger RNA from Auxenochlorella protothecoides, 1527 nucleotides. Its product is annotated as Cell cycle checkpoint protein RAD17. The transcript has 8 exons. The coding region runs from base 1 to 1527 and encodes 508 amino acids. Gene Ontology annotation, biological process: DNA repair; mitotic DNA replication checkpoint signaling; DNA damage checkpoint signaling. Gene Ontology annotation, molecular function: chromatin binding. NCBI's taxonomy places the organism in Eukaryota, Viridiplantae, Chlorophyta, Trebouxiophyceae, Chlorellales, Chlorellaceae. The record is from RefSeq and is a predicted model, not a curated record.